AAUGGCAGCAAAUGUCUAUCAGUUUUGGCGGUACAGAGUGGUUGUCGUGGUCGUUUGGAUAAGAGGCGUGCCCCGUUGUUUGAUUACCAUCUGGGUGUGGGCUAUUACAUUAUGGCGGACGCUAGACCAGCUGAAAAGGAGGAGCAGCAAAAGCCGAGUGCUCCACGUAAGGUAGUGGAAGAGCGUGUGAAGGGUGUUGUAAAGUGGUUCAACGUGAAGGCUGGGUACGGCUUCAUUAACCGCCAGGAUACGUCUACGGACAUAUUCGUUCACCAGUCUGCUAUUACAAGAAAUAAUCCUGAUAAGCUUCAGCGCUCUCUUCAGGAAGGGGAGGAAGUGGAAUUCUAUGUUGUUGAAGGCGACAAAGGUGACGAAGCAUGCGAGGUGACAGGUCCUGGGGGAGAGCCUGUCAAGGGGAGUGUUUAUGCUGCCGUACGUGGGCGUGGGAGAAGUCCACGUGUGUUCAAUGUGCGUGGGAGAGGUCGCGGGAUGGGGCCAGGGGGAUUCUCCAGCAAUCAGGACUUUGGUCCGUAUUACAGCCCUCGUGGUCGUGGACGCGGUCGUGGGGGUCCAGAUAUGUACGGAGGCGGCUAUGAAUUCAUGGAUCGCGGUGGACGAGGACGUGGAUUCCGUGGUCGUGGCAGACCGCGUGGCCGUGGCUUCCGAGGAUCUGGUGGGUUUGAACCUCGAGGACGUGGUGGUCCACGUGGAGGAAGAGACAGCUACCAUGCCGAAAAUGGUUCACCAGAUAUGCGUGACGCGUAACCAGUCGUCCUGAUUACUAAAUAUCGAGCAUCGUCAUUUUAGAAAAUUUGUGUACUCUGUCAGCAUUCAUAUGUGCAUGUCUAAGUUUCAACCCAAUUGUUUAAACAUCCAACUUGCAGCACGCUGGAUUAUCACUUGUCUUUACGAUAUUUUGGAUGCACACCAACUUUUCAUCUUCCUCAGUUUUGGCGUUUCAUUGAUCAACCCUGUAUGUUUCCAACUUUGCAGUUCAGAAUUCCUAUGGAUAUUGGGAUUGUUUCACUCGAUCUUACAGCCUUAGCUUUCUAUGCUUUCCGAUGCAUUUCUUAUCUAUCAGGACCUUCCAUCUGAACUUGAUUACUUUUCUACUGUUUCAUAUUUAUUCAUGCUUCCGUCCACCGAUUGUUUGAGGACUCAGACCACUUUCCGGGGUCGGAGAUCUAGCUGGUUGUAUACUGGUGGUUACCUUUCUGUGAGAUAUGUUGCUUUUCUGUCAUCUACUUGUGUGGAUAAUUAGUGCUGUAUGGUUUGAACUUUUUUCUUAAUUGAAUAUGCAUUUUGAUACUUGAUAAAAUUUCUUUAGAGUAACA
Trichobilharzia szidati is the source of this 1334-nucleotide messenger RNA. NCBI's taxonomy places the organism in Eukaryota, Metazoa, Platyhelminthes, Trematoda, Strigeidida, Schistosomatidae. The record is from the annotation of a GenBank genome assembly.